AUGGCUCAGGUGGAAAGCCAUCUUCAUCUUAAUGGUGAUUAUAAUAGGAGAGAUAAUAGGAAUGAAAUCAUGAAUUUAGCAGUCUGUGAUACCACUGACCACAGUGGAUUGUUUGAUGAAGUUCAGCACUAUUAUAAUGACAGCAAAACCAGCCUUACAAUUGUUGCAACUAAUACUGCUGCUGAUAAGAAAAGUGCACUGGUAAAAGUGCCUUGUACUGCCUUUCUCAUCUGGCUCUCGUUCCAAACUGUCAGAUUCCAGCGAGGGGAUUAUCAUAUUGAUGUCUGCAUCAAUGACUAUUUGGAUGUAUUCUGUCCUCAUUAUGAGGAUUCGGUGCCAGAAGAUAAGACUGAACGGUAUAUACUUUACAUGGUGAACUUUGAUGGCUACAGCUCCUGUGAUCAUACCUCCAAAGGAUUCAAGAGAUGGGAGUGCAACCGGCCUCAUUCUCCCAAUGGACCAUUGAAGUUCUCAGAAAAAUUCCAACUCUUCACUCCCUUCUCAUUAGGCUUUGAAUUCAGGCCAGGCCGGGAAUAUUUCUACAUCUAUGAUACGGUACAUGAAUCCGCUGAGCCAUCCCGUGGUGAGAAUGCAGCUCAGACCUUAAGGAUAUCCAGUCAGCCUUUUACAACUCUACUGUUCCUUCUAGCAAUGCUUUUGACGUUAUAGCACAUAUUCCAGCAAGCUGCCACAGUCAACUUAAGGAUCUUGGAACAUCAAAGAUCCACUUAACUGCUCAUCCCAGCAACGGGACUUUGUAUUGGUUUGAAGAUGUUGGUUUGUUCUCCUUCCCCCAUCUUCUCCCUUUCUCUCCUCUGCAACCUGAACUUUGAGCAAAAAUUGAAGAGGAAUAACUAGACCUCUUCCUACUCCCAAGCUUUUCCCUGGCUUUCCUUGAUCCCUUCUAAAAUAAAUGGACUCCAAAUGAAAACGCCAAAUUUCAAUAUUGACACUAGUGAUUCUUACGUUCCUCUGCAGCCUCUCUUUAAGAUACUGCCCAGUUAAUUCACUGGGUCAUCCGUAUGUGGAGAAGGAAGAAUAAUAGGAGAUGCAGUUAGUUGAAGAAUAAGGAAGUUAUUUGAAAAAAAAACCAAGAGAAGUUUUUUACUCUUUUCAAUAAAAUAUUUAUUUCUCCUUGUUCAGCACUGUAAGACGAUCAUGCAAUGCACUGUGUCACCAUGUCAGGACUGGAGGGAAGAUAUUAAGAAUAGAUAUAUCUCAGUGAACAGGCUCCUCAAAGAAAAGAGAUAUUAUUUGUAUGCAACUGCCUUGAAAGGUCCUUGACUGUAGAAGUUAUGCUCCAUAACAGAAACUCUGUCAUAGGGGAUAAAAAAGUGACUACUGACAUGCAAGGUCAGGUUUAGGAAACUAUGUCGGAGUGAUAGUGCCUCUGUUAUCACUCUAGGUGGAUAGUGCACACCAGAUUACUUUUGACUUAGAUAUCAUGGUGCUACAACAAUUUUUGUUCAAAUGCAAAAAGGCAUUUCUACACUUCUAAAAUAUCUUUUCUGUGUGAAUAAAGUGACCUUUCCCAAGGCUGGCUUAGUAGCCAGUAGCCUUGGAUCUAGCUCUGGAUGAUGAUACAUACCAUGUUGAUAACAUCUCAGGGUGGAGCAAACCUGGUGAGUGAUAUAGAAUCCUCAGUGUCAUGGAUAAUUCUGCCUCCUUGAAAGUUUGGCAACUCUUGGAGUAAAAUGCUGCCAGAAAGGAACCAGGACAUUUGUCAUAGAGGGUGGAGGGGAGUUCUGCAUGGGAAGAACAGAGAACAGGAAGAUUGCUUUGAACUGUGGGGUGAAAGUUGAGGGAUUGAUCUCAUCUCUCUUCUUUUCCAACACAGUUGAAAAUUAGUGUAAAUGUCUUCAUUGGCAGGAGAUAUAAACUAGACAGACUCCCAAAGACUUUUAACUAUUUUGUUGCUUUUAAAAAUCCACUAGAAUAGAAAAUACAUUAUCUAGAUAUACCUUAUGCUGAAAAUAAUUAUAUAUGCUUGUCCUAUUUAAAGAUGAUAAAAUGUGGUAAUUUGUGACAAGAUUAUGGGGUGCUGAUUGGUUGAAAUCGGGGAUGAAUCCUUAGGCAGCUGUGAUAUAGCCUCAUAAAAUAUUUACCAGGAAAUGCCUUCUUUAUAGUAUUCCAUUAACUUAGGCAGACCAAAUUUAGAUUUACUAAAUAAGAGAGAUCAUGAAAGCUACUUAGCAAACUUAGUUUUCUCUCAAAAUUAGUGGAAAAAAACUUUUUAAAAAAUGAGGUUAGGCUUCACUGAAUUUUCACAAGAUAGCAAAGAAAGAGUUUAAUACUAAAUCAUAAUGCAAAUGGACAACAUUUUGAAAAUGCCUUUUUGUAUUAUGAAAAGAAAGCAAUUUUUUUCUUUUAAAAAAGUUGCAGUAUUUCAGGAUUCAAAAAUAGCAUAAAUAAAAUGGUAAAUAUAAGGCACUCUGGGCUUGCCUGAUACCACAAAGUCUGGGCUGUAUUUGAAAGCACAGAGAUGUCUGAUAUAGCACACAAAUUUAAAAAAAUAGUUUCAUAAUCAACACAGAGGAAUGGCACUGCUUUCCUCAGAGUGCAAUCAAUCAGUCUCCUCUCUUCAAUGUGUAUUUUUGGUGCAUAUGUAGGAAGGGAUGACCUUGAAAAUAGUGAUCAAGGCAAAGACAAUGUUGCACAUGAAUUAAGAUCCUACAAGUGUAACCUACCAAUUGCAAAUAUGAGUCGCACUGUUUGUUGUCCUAACAAUGGCUAUAGCUAUUUUUUCAUCAUUUAUCUACCAAUAAUAAAAGGCUGGACUCACUUGCCUCAAUAGCACGCUUUCUAAACCACAGAUUGUCACCACAGUGAAUUCAAACUUUUGCUUUGCCACAGCGCCACUGCUAAUCUAAUGAAUAAAAGCAACACUGUAAUUACAGUUCAGAUGCUAAUUGCUACACUGCCUCAAAUGCAGAUUUGUCGGCAGUAGGUUUACAGGACCUUCGGAUAUUUGAUGGCAUCAGGCAAUCUUAUUAAGCAAGAAAUGGCCAUGUUCACAGGACAUAGUGAGACAUAAGACUUGAUUAGUAUAAAUACUUCUGAACAGCACCGAUACUAAACCAUCCAUUUGUAUGUUCCAUCUGAAAGCAAAUCAUAGCUCCUUAUCAACGAAAUUAGCCAUAAGCAAGCCAUAGUUUUAUUCUAUGGUAUGUGCAGGCCAUGAAUUGUAUCUCCUUGGAACUGAUAUUUAACAAGGUUUGCUGCUCAUGCAGGAACACUGAUGCUAACCAAGCCUUAUGGUGCAUUCAUGCAAAUGUGGCCAGUGCCUGAAAAUUUUUUAAUCUCUCCCACUUGGGUAUGUGUGUGUGUGCGUGUUGUCCUGACGUCUUCAAAAAGAUGCCAGUAUGUACGUUUAUAAUAGCCCCUGUUCUCAAGCAUGAAAUAUGAGAUACAACAUUUGGUCCCCCUCAAUUCAGACAGUCUGCCCUGUGCCAUCCAGUCCGAGUUUGCUGAGGGCUUUGCAAAAGGUAGCAGGGAAAUAAGGAUUGAUCUGUGUGGUGGAUACUGUGUAUCCUUUAAUAGACAACAAGGUAACAUUUUGUGUUAGUUUAGAAAUAUUGUUUUGUACUGUACUUUCUCAGCUGGCGAAGGAAAGACAAGUUAAGACAAAAAAAUGCUAUGUUCUUUAAAUUCUGUAUUAUUAGCAGCCUCUGUUGUACAUAGUGUUUGAUAAUAAAGUAUUAAUUUGA
This is a messenger RNA of Thamnophis sirtalis, 3707 nucleotides long. The record is from RefSeq and is a predicted model, not a curated record. NCBI's taxonomy places the organism in Eukaryota, Metazoa, Chordata, Lepidosauria, Squamata, Natricidae.